Molecule: messenger RNA, 5016 nt
Organism: Hypomesus transpacificus
Lineage: Eukaryota; Metazoa; Chordata; Actinopteri; Osmeriformes; Osmeridae
Gene: recql4
Product: RecQ helicase-like 4
Exons: 24
Coding region: 148-4836 (1562 amino acids)
Biological process (GO): DNA replication; double-strand break repair via homologous recombination; telomere maintenance
Cellular component (GO): nucleus; cytoplasm; chromosome
Molecular function (GO): ATP binding; nucleic acid binding; 3'-5' DNA helicase activity
Source: RefSeq, a predicted model, not a curated record
GCUACAACUGUCAACAAUUGAUAGUGCUUCAUGUUUGAACGCUGGCUAAAAUAAUAUAAUUAAAGUAUUAAUCUGGCUUUAAACGUUUAAACGUUUACAUGCCGACAACCGCAUUGUCAGCCCGGUCAGGUGACCAGAGGUGCCGAGAUGGAUCGCAAUAAUGACGUGAAGAUUCUUCUGAAGAACUGGGAACAGAAGUUCCUGAAAGAACACAAGAGGAAACCGAAUAAGGAGGACAUCGAUGGAGCCCCAGAGGAGACCAGGAAGCUUUAUAAAGAGUACAAGAGUCUGAAGCUUAACAAGGAGAACCAGAACCAGGAGCAUGGACCCCAAACCCAGCCCCAAACCCAGCCCCAAACCCAGCCUCAGCCCCAGCCCCAGCCCCAGCCUCAGCCUGCAGCAGAGAAGGAGACAGACAGCUGGGGGUCCUUCCUGAACCGUGGCAGCCUGCCGGCGUCUGCCCCCUCCCUCACCCCCCAGGACCGCGAGUCCCUCCAGGCCUCUGCCCAGUACUAUGGCAUGAAGCUCAAGACCAACCUGGGAGGCCUCAUCAAGGAGAGACCUGUGUCUCUGAGGAAGAGCCUGACUCCUGGUCGUACUCCUGGUCGUACUCCUGGUCUUGGUCUUGGUCUCAGUCCUGGUCCUAGUUCUGGUCGUAGUCCUGGUCCUGGUCUCGGUUCUUGUCGUAGUCCUGGUCCUCGUCUUGGUCCUGGUCUUGGUUCUUGUCAUAGUCCUGGUCUUGGUCCUGGUCGUAGUCCUGGUCCUCGUCUUGGUUCUGGUCCUGGUCUUAGUCUCACUCCCUUAAAAUCCUGGAAGGAGCAUCAUCCAGGCCAGGGCAGUCCCAGUCCUAUAGCCUCACCCUGGGCCAAGACCAGCUCUGAUGCCCCCCUACUUCAGCCAGUCAACACCUCCUUGCCCUCCCAACAGCAACCAGAAGAACCUAUUGAACCGCUACCUCUAUUCCAACCCCCCAGCCCAGCCCCCUCUCCUACAUUAGACGGACCAGGGGAGUGGGGCCAAUGGGCUGGUCGUGGUGGGGGCGGGCCCCCGCUGCUACGGCCCUCCCUCAGCUGCAGGCUGUCUGAUGUGGACCGUGGCUGGCUGCAGCGCUGUCAGGUGUUCAAGGAGGUGGAGGAUGGAGAGGAGCCUGUGGUGGGCAACCUUAGUCAACUGUGCUCCUCCCCCACUCGGUCUGCACUUAGCUCCACCCAGGCCGGCGGCACCACAGCCUGUACACUUAGCUCCACCCAGGCCGGCGGCACCACUACCUCUACACUUAGCUCCAUCCAGGCCGGCGACAUCACAGCCUCUGCACUUAGCUCCACCCAGGCCGGCAGAGCUGCAGAGGAGGCAGAUGGAGCGAAGCCAGGAGAGCAACAGGUUCAAAUAGCAAACAUUUCCCCCAGCAACAACAGGAAACCACCCACCACCUCAAGGAAGACUGACAGAUGGGAGGAGGAGGAGGGGGGGCAGGAGGGGGGAGGGCUGAAGCCCGACGGGGAACCAUCUGGGCAGGAUGGGAGGGCUGGAAAGAAGAAGGGAAGGAAGAGAAGGAGGGAAGCCGAGGAGGAGAGAGAGACGGCGGAGGAGGCAGGUGACGAAGGGGAGGAGGGGAAGAAGAAGAAGAGGAGGAGGACCAGGAAGACCGAGGAUCCACCAGGGGAAGGAGCCAAACCAGCCGCAAGGGGAGGAGCCAAACCAGCCGCAAGGCUGAAAAAGAAGACAGGAGGAGAUGUGAGCGAGGAGGACGCCACGGAGAAGGUAGAACCCAAGGUUCCCCGCAAGGUUCCCCAGGAGAACCUGCUGGGGGAGGUGGAUGAGGAGGACGUCAGAGCGAUCAGAAACCGCGUGAGCCAGCCAGUCAAACCCAGGCCGAACUCGGAGGGGAACUUUGUGAGGAUCAACCUGAAGAAGAAGUCCCAUGUGAAGGGCUUUGCUCUGAGAGGGGCAGUUCUACGCAAGCAGAUGUACAUGCAGAAGUUCCAGCUGAAGGGCGAGCGGUUUGGAGGAGUGACGGGGCGGGGCAGAGGAAAGUUCUCUGGGUUCAGUCGUCAAGGCGACAGCUGCUUCAAGUGUGGAGGGACGGGCCACUGGUCCAGGGACUGCCGUGGGCCGGCCCCUCCCCCCGUGGCAGCGGCGGCGGAUGCGGAGCCUGUGGAGGAGGAGCCCUUCCUGCUGCCCACCCUGGAGGAGGUUGCCAGGGCGACGGGGACCCUGCGCACGGAGCCGCUCGUGCCCCCCAGUGUCGGGGAGCAGCAUGAGGAAGGGGAGGUUCUGCUCAACGUCAUCAGACCAGAUUACGAGCGGCCGGCCCCCCCUCCCCCUGUGGAGCCCCUCUACAGCCUGGGGGAGGACGGGCAGGUGCAGGCGGCCCCUCCGGAGGUGUAUGAUGCUCUGAAGAUGUUGGGGUACCAGAGCUUCAGACCAGGACAGGAGAGCUCCAUCAUGAGGAUCCUGUCAGGUCAGUCCACCCUCGUGGUGUUGUCUACAGGGAUGGGGAAGUCUCUGUGCUACCAGCUGCCUGCGCUGCUCUACGCCCAGCGCUCCACCUGCAUCACACUGGUGGUGUCCCCUCUGGUCUCUCUCAUGGACGACCAGCUGUCUGGUCUACCAGGCAACCUGAAGGCAGCAUGCAUCCACUCCAACAUGUCCCAGAAACAGAGAGAUGCAGCCAUAGAAAAGGUGAAGGCUGGCGAGGUGCAUGUGUUGCUGCUGUCUCCAGAGGCCCUGGUGGGCGGGCACAGCCUGCCCCCCGCCGAGCUGCUGCCCCCGGUGGCCUUCGCCUGCAUCGACGAGGCCCACUGCGUCUCUGAGUGGUCCCACAACUUCAGACCCUGCUACCUCCGCCUCUGCAAGGUCCUGAGGGAUCGUCUGGGCGUGCGCUGCCUGCUGGGUCUGACGGCCACCGCCACGCUCUCCACUGCGCAGGACAUCGCGCGCCACCUCGACAUCUCCGACCGCGACGGCAUCUCCAUCCGCUCCGACGCCGUGCCCAACAACCUGCUGCUCUCUGUAUCCACCGACCGCGACAAGGACCAGGCCCUGGUGUGUCUGCUGAAGGGGGAGCGCUUUGGCUGUCUGGACUCCAUCAUCGUGUACUGCACCCGGCGGGAGGAGACGGGCCGCAUCGCUGCACUGCUCAGGACCUGCCUGCAGGGGGUGCUGCUGAGGGAGGCAGCCAAGACCACCAGCCUGGAGCAUAACCCUGUGGAGAAGAAGAAGAAAGCUCUGGCCAGGAAGAAGAUUCGUAAGCCUCUGAAGUGGAUGGCAGAGUCGUACCACGCAGGCAUGUCGGCUAGCGAGCGCCGCCGCGUCCAGAACAACUUCAUGUGUGGCCAGCUGCGCGUGGUAGUUGCCACGGUAGCUUUCGGAAUGGGGCUGGACAAGUCGGACGUGCGCGGCAUUGUGCACUACAACAUGCCCAAGAGCUUUGAGAGCUACGUGCAGGAGAUCGGCAGGGCGGGGCGAGACGGCCAUCCAGCUCACUGUCACCUCUUCCUAGACCCGGAGGGCGGAGACCUCCAUGAGCUGAGGAGACACAUCUACUCUGACACGGUGGACUACUACUCCAUCAAGAGGCUGGUGCAGAAGACCUUCCCCGCUUGCAAAUGUCGACAGAUUCACCGCAAGCAGCAAGAGAUCGCCAGGGAUGUUGAGGACAGAGAGCUGGUGGAGAUGAUGGACAUGUGUGACCAGGCAGUAGAGGAACUCCCCCCCGCGGGGCAGGAGGAGCCGUCCAGUCAGCCUGCUGAGGACAAAGGUGGACCAGCCCAUCUCCCACCAGACGGGGGACCAAGGGCGGAGGAGUCCGGGGAUGAUCCUCUAAAGAACCAGGAAGCGGAGCAUGCAGAGCAAGAUGUUGAUAGGUCAAAGGUGGUGGAAGAGGAAGCAUGCAGAGGGGCUGAUUGGCCGAGCGCAAGAGUGUGUCACACCCAUGAGAGGGCCAUCCCCAUAGCGGAGACGGUAGAGACUCUGGACAUCACAGAGGAGGGCCUGGAGACUCUGCUCUGCUACCUGGAGCUGCAUCCUCAGCAGUGGGUGGAGCUUCUUCACCCCACGCUGUCCUCCUGUAGGCUGGUGUGCUACGGAGGACCCGCCCACUUACGCACACUCACCAAGAUCUGCCCUCCAGUUGCCGUGGUUUUGGCAAGGAAGCGCAUUGCAGGUGAGCGUGUGGAGGCUUAUGAUUCGGUGGAGUUUGAUGUCGUCGAGGUAGCUGACACUAUGGGAUGGCAGCUGCCCCUGGUGAAGAGAGGAAUCCGACAGCUGCAAUGGAGCGGUUCCGGUCGGGGCGGAGUCCUGGUGGAGUUCUCCAAGCUCUCCUUCCACUUCCGUUCCUAUGGCGACCUGCUUCCUGAGGAGAUGGAUGGCGUGUGUAACUUCCUGCAUGGCCGUGUGCUCGCCCAGGAGAAGACCCAGCUCUACCAGCUGUCAGCCUGCUUCAACGCCUUCCGCAGUGUGGCGUUCCGCAGCGUGAGCUGCUGUGAGCCGGAGCAGGGCAGCAGCCAGCAGCUCAAGACUCUGCUGGGGGAAUACUUCAACAGGAGGAGGGAGAUGGACCUCACCCUGCAGGUUGCUGAUGAGCUGGAGGCCAGCAAUCACAAGUUGCAGGACUGGGAGGAGCAGAUCAGAGCUGACAUCCGGAGUUUUCUGGCCAAUCGGAGCGAUGAGAAGUUCUCAGGGAGAGCCGUGGCCAGAAUCCUGCACGGGAUUGGAAGUCCCUGUUACCCUGCCCAGGUGUACGGCAGGGACCGACGCUAUUGGAGGAAGUACAUUCAGUUUGACUUCAAUGAGCUCAUUCGAAUGGCAACCCAGGAGAUCAUUCGAUUUAAAUGAUCUAUAGGACUGACCUCUCCGUUUACUCUGCGUUUCUGUUGCCUGGUAGAAGUGCCUUGUCUCUUACUAUUCCAUCCGAUGGCAUUAUUUUAUGUAAAAAAAGAAAAAAGAAGAUUUGAAGAAAUUUGCUGUAUGUUUCAUGAACCAUUUAUAAAUAAAUAAAUAAAUAUUUUUCUGUAA